Messenger RNA from Limulus polyphemus (Atlantic horseshoe crab), 1185 nucleotides. Its product is annotated as zinc finger RNA-binding protein-like. The record is from RefSeq and is a predicted model, not a curated record. NCBI's taxonomy places the organism in Eukaryota, Metazoa, Arthropoda, Merostomata, Xiphosura, Limulidae. Gene Ontology annotation, cellular component: precatalytic spliceosome. Bases 335 to 748 code for a protein of 137 amino acids. Gene Ontology annotation, molecular function: single-stranded RNA binding; double-stranded RNA binding. The transcript has 5 exons.
ACUGAUACUAGUAUGUUAUAAGACUGUUUUAGUUUAACUGAUACUAGUAUGUUAUAAGACUGUUUUAGUUUAACUGAUACUAGUUAUAAGACUGUUUUAGUUUAACUGAUACUAGUAUGUUUGUCAAUAAGUUGAUUAACCUGUUCAACUGAUACAUUUUAUAGUUUUCUUUAUAUUAUUCCUUUUAUAAUGUGUCAUUACUUUUACCUGUAGUUAUAGCUGUUGGUAUUUGUAGGUUAAAGCCAGUGGCUUACAUUCCUGUGUAGUGGUAAUUCGGGUCCUCCAAAAUUUACGGCAACGGCUGCCAACCUGGGAACGUCUGAACAGCUGGGCAAUGGAACUUCUAGUGGAGAGAGUUAUAAGCAGCUCACCUGUACCCUUGAGUCCUGGUGAUGCUCUCCGUCGAGUGUUUGAAGCUGUUGCUGGAGGUAUUUUCUUACCAGGUGGUCCAGGACUUACAGAUCCUUGUGAGAAAGAACCAGUAGAUGCUGUUACAGAUAUGAACAAUCAGGAUAGAGAGGACCUUACUGCUAGUGCACAGCAAGCCGUAAGAUUGAUGGCAUUUCGACAAGUACACAAAGUUCUGGGAAUGGACCCACUUCCGAGACCAAAAUUUAUUCGUAGGCGUUUCAGUCGAAAACGACGUCGCAGUAAUGGUCCUGGAGAAGGAACUGAACAAGAAGAUGCAGUUGAGAAGAAAAAGAAAGAAAAUGGCCAAGUGCAGCCUGCAACAGAAAGCCAAGAAUGACAGAUUUAUAUUUCAUCCCUACACUCCAACAUUAUUUUUGUCAGCUGGUGCACUUGUUGACUGUAGUUUGAGUUCACUUUCAGUAAAUCUUCAGAUUUAUUGUUUUUAUGUCAAAACAAAGCUACUUCUAGCAAUUUCCUGUUUAGAACGUCAGUGAGAAGGUUUUUUUUAUUAUGUCACACUUGUUUAUCUGUUUGAGCAAGAUCGUAUAUUUGACAUUUGUGAAAUACUGUGCUUUUAGUUGAUAUAAAGUUUUGAAAAUAACUAAAAGUAAUUUUGUGUCUGCUUUAUUCUUGUGUGGUUUAAAUACACUUUUUGUUUCGUACAUUUAAAUUCAUUGAAAACUUUCUUUUGUUGAGAAAAGAUUACAAAACAAGUAAUGUUAUCUUAUCCCAUUGUGUCUGUAACUCACAAUAAAGUAUCUUGCUGAAACAGUA